Molecule: messenger RNA, 1403 nt
Organism: Condylostylus longicornis
Lineage: Eukaryota; Metazoa; Arthropoda; Insecta; Diptera; Dolichopodidae
Gene: wus
Product: dnaJ homolog subfamily C member 22
Exons: 5
Coding region: 11-1273 (420 amino acids)
Biological process (GO): endocytosis
Cellular component (GO): early endosome; plasma membrane
Source: RefSeq, a predicted model, not a curated record
ACGACAUGAUAUGAUAAGAAGAGCAACAGGUAUCUGUUGCAAAAAAGAAUAUUUUGAGUUUGUUUACAAUUUAUUAAUAAUAAAGACGUUAUUACAUCUUAAACUUUCACUUGACCUAAAUGAAAAAGAACAUAAGUUAAAUAUGAGUUCUGGCAAUAAAUUUGGUUUUGAAUCAAUACAAAAGGAAUCUACCCAAAAACUUAAUAAUAAAUCAAUUGUUAUUGCUUAUUUAUUAUGGUUAUUUGGCGGAAUUUUUGGUGCUCACCAUUUGUACUUACGAAGAGAUCGCCACGCGUUUAUUUGGUUGUGCACAUUAGGUGGUUAUUUUGGAAUAGGGUGGAUUUUUGAAAUAUUCAAAAUUUCAAGUUAUGUACGAGAUGCAAACGAAGAUAAAGCUUUUAUUGAAAAAUUUAGAAUUAAAUUGCGGAAAUAUCCAAGACCUCCAUUUUCAACUAUCCGCUUCUUAGGUGCUAUAAUGGUUGGCUAUCUUUUUGGUGAAUUAAUAAAGCAAGCAAUACCAGAAAACAAUUUUUUGGAAAUUGACUGGGGAUUUUUGCAUUGGUUGGUUCCAUUUGGAAUUGCUUUAGGUGUUUGGACUGUGGGAAAUAUAGGACGUGAAAAAGGCUCAUUUUGGCAAUGUCUUUUAGCUGCUUACAUUUCUUACCCAAUUCGCUACUACAUUUAUGAUGAAUCCUGGUAUAUGAUAAUAGUGUUAUUUUUUACAGCCUUAGUAUUCGACUCUUGUUCAAAGCAGUGGCGCGUAGAGCCUAAAAAGAAGAGUGGUUGUUGCAAAAGAUUUACAUGUUUUUCUUUUUGCGUUACAUUGUAUCUUGCAUUAUGGUGUAGUUAUUUUUAUUUCAAUGGAAAAGUUCUUGAUUAUGAAGGAGAAGAAAUACCUGUACACGAAGCUGUUAAACAUUUGUUAUCCUCAUCUAUGUGGGCUGAAUUCAAAGAUACUCUUUUCGAAAUUUAUAAUUACAGUCAACACCGAGGUUGGUACGAAGUGUUAAAAGAAUUGUUUAUUUUAAUGGACGAAGAUGGAAUAAAAAAUUCUUACAAGGUCCUUGAUCUUAGUCCGACAGCAUCACAAGUAGAAAUAACAGCCGCUUGGCGGAAACUUUCUAAAGAAUAUCACCCUGAUAAACAGAAAGAUCCAGUUAAACGAAAUGAAGCGCAAGAACGUUUUAUGGAAAUCCAACAAGCCUAUGAAGUACUUAGUAAAAAUAAAAUGAAGAGAAAAAACCGCAACAAAAAAUUUGAUGACGAUUUAUAAAUAAUUAUCAAAUUUUUAUAAUAGUAAAGUAAGAAUAUAUUGCAAGAUUAUGUAAUUAGUUUUUAGAAAUUUUUAUACAUAUGUAGAAAAAUUGUUUUAUUUAUUGAUUCAAAUAAAUUUUGGAAACUUC